AUGCCCGCCAGCCGGAAACAGGAAACAACACCAUCUAAGGAAGGGACUACUAUGGUUCUUACGCUCCAUGGAAGCCGUCUUGGACCUGGCCAGGAACGGACAAGCAUUGUCCAACAGACGUUCCAGAGUAUUAUUCGAAUGCCCCUCCCAAUGGCCCUAUUGAAUAAGUGCACCUGGGAGCCUGUGUUCGUCGACAGGUAUGACUGGAAAGGCUGGAAGCCCGGCAAACGUGACCCAUUCUCCUGCGGAUACGUCGACAAGGUGACCUAUGAGAUUGGACCUUUGCUUGGCCCACGACAAUUGCAACUCUUGCCAAGGUCUUUCGUUCUAAUCUAUACGCUUGAGGAAGCGGCCGAACAAUUUAUCUGCGCCCUCUUCGAGGAGGCCGCCGACAUCACCACCUGGGAGGACGACUGUGAGGAUGACUGGGUCGACGAUUGGGUUCUGAUAUUGAAGUCAACGCCAAAACAUAACUACACUCCCACUCAUAUACCACCCCGGGCCUUAUACUUCAAGAACAUUGUCAACUGGGACGUGCUAGACUCCUUGCUCAUAUUUGCGACCUUACACGUAACACCCGACUUAGAAGAGGGCUUGGAGGAGGGGAUGGUUGGAAAACCGGAAGAUGAUGGGCGCGAUAAGACGGAGGGCUCCGUCGACGGUAGCGGGUCAUGA
Messenger RNA from Desarmillaria tabescens, 675 nucleotides. RefSeq lists its product as uncharacterized. The transcript has 7 exons. The record is from RefSeq and is a predicted model, not a curated record. Lineage: Eukaryota; Fungi; Basidiomycota; Agaricomycetes; Agaricales; Physalacriaceae. Bases 1 to 675 code for a protein of 224 amino acids.